AGCUCUCUUCUCACCCAACGCACCCCGCUAAUCUCUUCUGCCGUUUUUAAGCCUCGCACCCCCUUCACUCUGCGUUUAUUUACAAGGUAAAGAAUCACCUGUCACCGUCUCUCAUCCCUCAGCAACACCCGUUACUCUCUCACCACAAAUCUCAUCAUGUCCUCCGUGCGCACGUCUUCUGCGGUCGCCGUGCUCGCCCUGGCUAUCGCCGGUGUGCAGAGCGUAGUCGCAGCCCCCGCGACCACGAAGGCGCCCGUGCCGGUGAAUCUGAACGAGAACAUCGUGACGAUUGUUCUGAUUCUGGGUGUGGCGAUUGCAAUUCCACUCGUCUACGUGCUCACGAAGCUGAUCCCGAAGAUGCGCCGCGGUGAGAUUUUGCUGUCGAAGAUCGAGUUCGACUGGCGCGCGGAGCUGCUGAACCAGACGUCGAAGAAAGAGAAGGCGCGCCGUGCGGAGGAGAUGGCCCGCCGCGACGAGGAGCGCGCUGCCGCCGGUGAGGAGCUGGAGUUCGCAGAACAGGGGACGCAACACUACCAUUCGAUGGAGCCGCUGUCGCCCCGCGAUGCUGCGGUGCCGAGCGCUGCUGCAAACGCGAAGCGCGUGCAGGUGGAGGUGUCCUCCUCGAUUGAGAAGCGCGAGGGUCACUAA
Molecule: messenger RNA, 648 nt
Organism: Leptomonas pyrrhocoris
Lineage: Eukaryota; Euglenozoa; Kinetoplastea; Trypanosomatida; Trypanosomatidae
Exons: 1
Coding region: 157-648 (163 amino acids)
Source: RefSeq, a predicted model, not a curated record